Messenger RNA from Condylura cristata (star-nosed mole), 1008 nucleotides. Its product is annotated as basic salivary proline-rich protein 3-like. Lineage: Eukaryota; Metazoa; Chordata; Mammalia; Eulipotyphla; Talpidae. The transcript is spliced from 3 exons. The record is from RefSeq and is a predicted model, not a curated record. Bases 1 to 1008 code for a protein of 335 amino acids.
AUGGGUAUUCAAGCACACCAGACUUCCAAUGCUGACGAUGGGCUCACACCAGAAGAGCCAGAUGCGACCAACACUGUCAUACUACUUCAGUACGCCAAUGGCACACGUCAAACUGGCCCCCGCUCACUGGCUCUGAGCUUGUGUAUAACCAGCCGAGACGCUCCCCACGGCUCCUCGAGCAUGAACCCAGUUUUUCUGCAAAACCGCGACGCGGGGACCGAUACCGGGUAUGCACUCCCACGCCCACCCUCCCCUCGCACAGCUUCGCCGGAGCCUGUCAGACGCCGCCGGCCCCAGCCCCACCUGGGCCCACGCGCAGGGCGGCCGCGCCGACGCCCUCCGCGCCCGUGCCCUCCGCAGGGACCGGGAGAGGAACCGCCGGGGUGCGGGGCCCGCGGGGUCCGGCCUCGUCUCGGGACCCGCGGCGGGGGAGGAUUGCAAGGGGUGCCCCCGACCCCAGGCCCCAGCGUGCGCUGGCCCCCUCCCCGGACACACAGACAAAAGGACCGACAGCCCGCGACCGUGAGAGGGGCGAGGAGCCGCAGCAUCCUCAGCCAGGCCCGGGAGGGUAGGAAUCCGGGGUCUUUUUACCCGGAGCCUCGGCGUUCCGCGGCGCUCCGGGCCCCUGGGCCCCGCCUCCGGACAGACGGACCGCGGGACAAUGGGCCCCGGGCCGCAGCUCGGGCCGGCCGGGCCGGGGCUCUCCGGCACUGGGCCCCGGCGGGCGGAGGGCGGCUCCGGGCCAAGCCGGUGACUGGGAGUCGUGGGGCGGCGCUGCAGACGGACAAAGCCAACGGCAGACAGACAGACGGAGGGGGAAAAGAUGGCGACGCGGGCGGCGGGAGCGCGCAGCUCGCGCACCCGCAGCGAGAGGGGCGCGUGCACGAGCCUCUUCUCUCCCCCUCCCCCUCUUCUCUAGCUUGGUCCCCCUCCCCGCUCCCCGGGUGCGCGCCUGGCGGCAUGGGCGGGGCUUACGGGGGACGGGGGGUCCUGGGAGGCAGGACUUAA